Lontra canadensis (Northern American river otter) is the source of this 700-nucleotide messenger RNA. It is a transcript of the gene FMC1, whose product is annotated as formation of mitochondrial complex V assembly factor 1 homolog. The record is from RefSeq and is a predicted model, not a curated record. Gene Ontology annotation, cellular component: mitochondrion. The coding region runs from base 64 to 405 and encodes 113 amino acids. The transcript is spliced from 2 exons. NCBI's taxonomy places the organism in Eukaryota, Metazoa, Chordata, Mammalia, Carnivora, Mustelidae.
GGGGGGAAGGAAGUUAGAGGGGGCGUAGGGCGCCAUUGGGCACCGCGCUCCGAGGACGGGAAAAUGGCGGCCUUGGGGUCCCCGGCGCGCACUUUACGAGGUCUUCUACGGGAAUUGCGCUACAUGAACGAGGCCACGGGCCGACCCUAUCGCGACACCGCGGCCUAUCGGUACCUCGUGAAAGCUUUCCGUGCACAUCGGGUUACCAGCGAGAAGCUGUGCAGAGCCCAACAUGAGCUUCAUUUCCAAGCCGCCACCUAUCUCUGCCUCCUACGCAGCAUUCGAGAACACGUGGCCCUUCAUCAGGAGUUUCAUGGCAAGGGUGAGCGCUCAGUGGAGGAGUCCGCUGGCUUAGUGGGUCUCAAGUUACCCCAGCAGCCUGGAGGGAAGGGCUGGGAGCCAUGAGAAUGGAGAGAGUCCUUGGAUGCUGCCAUCAUUCAAGAAUUUAAUCAUCUUUCAAUAUGUAUUUAUCAUUAAAUUUUUGUUUAAGUUUAGGGUUUUUCUCUGUAAUUUUGUUGACCGAGUGUUUCUUAGGGAGGUUUCAUCCUUUCAGCGAAUUUACUGAACUUCUUGUAUUAGGCUGAUUGAUGCUUCUGAUCUACUUUUAAAACUAUUAUUUUUAUUUUCAAAGUAUACAAACUUACUGUUUUAAGUAACUCAAAUGGUACAGAAUAUAAAAUAAAAGGUGUCUUUUUUCUUA